AUGGCGCAGCAAGGCGCGACGCUGCAGAGCUACAACAACGAGCUUGUCAAAUGCUUGGAAGACUUGAAGAAGAAGCGGGAGGAGGUGCACACGCAGAUUCUUGCUGAGGAGGAGGAGAAGCUGAAGAUCCAGAAUGACCUGCAUAUCCUGACGGAGCGCCUGGCGCGGGUGACCGAGUCCCUCAACAAGAAGAUUUCCAUCCGCAACGAAUAUGACCGCACCAUCUCAGAGACAGAGAGCGCAUACAUGAAGAUCCUUGACAGCAGCCAAUCGCUGCUGCAGGUGUUGAAGCGCGACUCUGUAGCGCUGGAGGAGAGAUGA
Molecule: messenger RNA, 321 nt
Organism: Salpingoeca rosetta
Lineage: Eukaryota; Choanoflagellata; Craspedida; Salpingoecidae
Product: sjogren syndrome nuclear autoantigen 1
Exons: 3
Coding region: 1-321 (106 amino acids)
Cellular component (GO): ciliary basal body; centrosome
Source: RefSeq, a predicted model, not a curated record